Messenger RNA from Saccostrea cuccullata (small rock oyster), 3051 nucleotides. RefSeq lists its product as uncharacterized. The transcript has a single exon. The coding region runs from base 1 to 3051 and encodes 1016 amino acids. The record is from RefSeq and is a predicted model, not a curated record. Gene Ontology annotation, biological process: DNA integration. Lineage: Eukaryota; Metazoa; Mollusca; Bivalvia; Ostreida; Ostreidae. Gene Ontology annotation, molecular function: nucleic acid binding.
AUGCUUGCUGACGGAAGUGUAGUAGAUGCAGAUGUUGCGAUAGUUGAAGCUGACACACCAUAUUUUACUGGAACAAUUGAAGUCUCAUGCUUCGAAACACCGAUGUUUGAUCUGAUUCUUGGGAAUUUUGAUGGUGUUCGGAAACCAGACAACCCGGAUAUUCAUUGGAUGAAAACUUCUAAACCUUCAUUUGCUGUUGAGACACGCAGUCAACUUAAGAAGAAGCAGUUACCCUAUAAACCAUUGAGGGUUCCUGAAACUCUACAAGAUGUAUCACGUGAUGAGAUGUUAAGUGAACAGACGAAAGACGAUUCGUUAAGCAAGAGUUGGGACAUUGCUAAGCAAGGGACAGUAAAGGAGCUCGGUGAUGGAGGUUCAACCAGGAUGUUUAUACGGAAGCAAUUACUCUACAGAGAAUUCAGUAGUCCAAAGGUGUCAAAUGGAAAGACGUAUCGACAGUUGAUGGUUCCGAAGAAGUAUAGACCAAUGGUUAUGAAGAUGGCUCAUGAAUGUCUUAUGGCAGGACAUUUGGGUGUUAAGAAGACUACAGAUAGAAUACUAGCAGAAUUCUUUUGGCCAGGAGUACAAGCAGAUGUCAAGCGAUUUUGUCGUUCGUGUGACGUAUGCCAACGAACAAUACCUAAGGGAAGAGUACCUGCAGUUCCUCUUGGACAAAUGCCCAUGAUAUCAGAACCAUUUCAACGCAUAGCUGUGGAUAUUGUUGGUCCGCUUCAGCCAGUCACAGACAGAGGAAAUCGAUAUAUCCUCACUAUUAUAGACUAUGCGACCAGGUAUCCAGAAGCUGUGGCACUUAAAGGAAUCGAAACGGAACGAGUUGCAGAGGCGCUUGUAGACGUUUUCAGCAGAGUUGGUGUUCCUUCAGAAAUGCUUACAGACCAAGGAUCGCAGUUUACAUCUGAGGUUAUGAAGGAAGUAAGCAGAUUGCUGUCACUCAAACGCCUAACUACAACGCCGUAUCACCCGAUGUGCAACGGCCUUGUUGAAAAAUUCAACGGUACGUUAAAGCAGAUGUUGAAGCGCAUGUGUGCUGAACGCCCGAGAGACUGGGAUAAGUACCUCAACGCACUUCUCUUCGCUUAUCGAGAGAUACCUCAAGAGAGCCUUGGAUUUUCACCCUUUGAGCUACUCUAUGGUCGAUCAGUGCGUGGUCCGAUGAUGAUACUCAAGGAGUUGUGGACCAAGGACAUACCAGACAGUGAGGUGAAGACUACUUACCAAUAUAUACUAGACUUAAAGGAGAAACUUGAAGAGACAUGUAAGAUUGCUCAUCAACAAUUGGAAAAAGCAAGGAAGCAUCAGAGAAAGCAUUACAAUAAGAGAACAAGGGAUCGAAGGAUGAAAGUUGGUGACCAAGUACUUGUUCUACUUCCGACAAAGUCAAAUAAACUCUUGAUGCAGUGGCGAGGACCAUAUAAAGUUGUGCAGAAAGUUGGCGAUAUGGAUUACAAAGUUGAGAUGGGAAGUAAAGUAAAGACACUUCACGCGAAUUUGUUGAAACAGUACAUUCCUCGUGAGGAAAUACACUGUGGAGUUCUUACAACUUGCGCCAUAUCACUUAUUGACUUCAGUGAAGAGGGAACACUUGAUGAGCAGAAUUCAAUGAUGUUACCAACAGAUACUCAGACAGAAACAGUGUCAGAUGUACGUUUCAAUGAGGGACUGGAAGCUGAUAAACUAGAAUCGGUGAAAUCUUUGUGCGAGUCGUAUGCUGAUGUUCUCACUGACGUUCCAGGAAUGACUACACUAGUUAAGCAUAAGAUUGAACUGACAUCAUCAAAUCCAAUACGGGUGAAGCAGUAUCCUAUUCCUUUCAAUACCGAGGGUGUCAUAAAGGAAGAAGUGGAGAAGAUGUUACAGUUGAAUGUUAUAGAACCAUCUGUCUCACCAUAUUCAUCACCGGUAGUCAUAGCUAGGAAAAAGGACGGAACAAACAGAUUCUGCAUAGACUUUCGUAGACUAAACUCUAUUACAGUCUUUGACGCCGAGCCUAUGCCGAACACAGAGAGUAUAUUUUCAAAGAUGACAGGGAAGAAGUUUGUUUCGAAAUUGGAUUUGAGUAAAGGGUACUGGCAAGUUCCUAUGGAAGAAGAUAGUAAAGCUCUCACAGCCUUUUCAACAUCGUCUGGUUUGUAUCAAUUUCGUACUAUGCCAUUCGGAUUAGUGAAUGCGCCGGCGACGUUUAGCCGACUGAUGAGGAAACUUCUACACGGCAUGGUGGGGGUUGACAACUUCAUAGACGAUAUCAUCGUAUACUCAGAUACUUGGGAGGAACAUCUGAUGGCACUGAGAGAGUUAUUCACCAGACUUAGGAAAGCAGGACUUACAGCGCGACCGUCUAAGUGUUUCAUAGGAUAUGAUCAGAUAGACUGUUUAGGACACAUAGUAGGUGACCAGAGACUAAAACCAGAUUUAAACAAGAUAGAAGCUAUUCGAAAUGCUCCAGUACCCAUGACAAAGAAGCAGGUUAGAUCGUUCUUGGGGUUGGCAGGAUUCUACAGAAGAUUCAUACCAAAUUUUUCAGCGAUUGCCGUCCCACUGUCAGAUUUGACAAAGAAAGGACAACCCAACAAAGUAGUUUGGACAGACAUUCAGCAACGUUCAUUCGAUACACUGAAAAAGAUGUUAUCCUCAGAACCAAUUCUGAAACUUCCAGACUUCAGUGAAGUAUUUAUCUUACGAACAGAUGCUGCAGAUGACGGACUAGGAGCAGUUCUUUUGCAGGAAGAACAUGGAGAGAAGCUUCCAGUAGCUUACGCAAGCAGAAAACUGCAACCCAGAGAGAGAUCAUACGCUGUUAUAGAGAAGGAAUGCUUAGCAGUAGUAUGGGGAAUUCAGAAGUUCCAUCAAUAUCUUUAUGGACGUGAGUUUGUAUUGGAGACUGACCAUCAGCCAUUAACAUACCUUAACAAGUCCAAAACAGAGAACUCGAGGUUAAUGCGCUGGGCUCUACAAUUACAACCUUAUCGGUUCCGGAUAGAAGCUAUAAAGGGAGGCCAAAACGUCGGCGCAGAUUACCUUAGUCGCCAAUAA